AUAUUAUUAGUGAAAGAUGGAUGAAUGAUGAGAGGACGGUUAGCAGACGGACAGGAGAACCGCUGUCGCAGAGGACAAGAAGAAGAGGGAGGAUGAGAGAGGGAAACAGUCUGCUGUGACUUUGGAGAUAUCUCUCAGGCAAAGUGAGGGAGAAAAAGGCAAGACGCCACACUCUGAGGAUGCCAACAAUUCACCGUGUGUGAGAGGAAUAAUUAUCAUGUGUCGGAAUUAUUGUGGUGGACCAACAUGUCGAUUUUGGCAACCUUUUGUCGCGCAGCAGCGUUUCACUGUGCGUAAGACGGCUAAACACGCAUUUUAGAAAUACAAAAUUGCUGCUAGGGGUAUAUUUUUUGAAGCAUCAUUUGUGCUUGGCUUUCCUAAGGAGAUUUGUUUUGGGGGUAAAGGAGGACGUGUUUUUUAUAAAGAGGCGACCCCCCUCCUCCUCCCCCUUACAUAAAUGUUUGCGUGCCGUUAGUGCUCUCGUUCUCUGUCGACCCCCCUCUCCCUCUCCCUCUCCUCUGAAUAGGUUUGCUGAGUCCCACACGCAGACAGUCGCAUCUCAUAUGCACACAGACCUGGACAUUAUCUCACACGCACGCAAACACACAUAUGCAUACAUUAUUAUACAGACAGACCUCACCCCCCUCACCCACCCGACCCUCUCACUCACCACUAUCUGAUGACUCCCCGGCGUAGAGGUGGACGUGGUACGGAACCGACUGUAGCAUCAUCAUCAUCCUUAACACUACCACUGUCAUCCUCACCAUCCUCCUCUUCCUCACUACCACCAUGUCUUCGUCGUCGCGCAAGAUCUCCUCGGAGUCGUUCAGCAGCUCGGUGGGCUCAGACUGCGGGCUGGAAAGCCCCGGGGGAGACGCGGGGGAUGGAGGUUUGGAGCCGGCGGAGGAGAUCCGAGGUUGCCCCUUCUCCUCUCUACACUCUUCCCACAGAGCGGUGCUCUGGAACGGCCGCAGCCCCGCUGAGAGGCCGGCGUGUCCGGUGGUAGAGGAGCAGCCAGGACCCGGGGCCCCCCACAAGAGGGUGACCAGGAGAAGACGGGUGAACCUGGACUCGCUGGGGGAGAUCCUGAGGAGACUGACCUCACCCACGACACAGACUGUUCAGGAGGCUCUCCAGCGAACUCUACAUUUCUACAGACAACAAGAAAUCCGGUGUCAGGAAGUUGGCAGUGAGGAGAGACGGAAAGAGAGGAGAGAUGAGAAGUGCCCAUUCUUAGAAAAUUCAGGUUCGGAAGAAGAUGUCCUACAAAUCCUGCAGUACAUGGCCACCAUACUGGGCAUACCAUUCUGUGAGCUGCGAGAGCAUUUCGGAGAGGAGUUCUUUGGCCUCUGCUUUGAAGAAAAUGAACGAGUGCUUCGGGCUGUAGGCGGCAACCUCCAGGACUUCUUCAACGGCUUUGAUGCCAUCUUGGAACACAUCCGCACCUCCACGGGUCGCCGGGCCUCAUCUGAGAGCCCUUCUUUCCAGUGCAAGGACCCCUAUGAGGAGGAGACAGGGAGAAGACAUUUGGACAAAGUUGGAGAGCGAGGAGAAACAGAUGGAAGAGGGAAGGAGUUGCUUCUUCACUGUUUCAACCCGGGCCCUGUGGUUGGAUUGGUCAUGCCAGGGUUAAUCAGAGCUGUUGCCAGGCGGAUCUUUUAUUCAGAAGUUGAGGUGGAAGAGGUGCCUCCACUAACUCCCUUAUUGCCCAAUGAAGAUACAGAACACACAGACGAUGACUCCACAACCCCAACCCCAACCCCGACUGUGUCCCCCACCGCCUCACCCUCGUCGUCCCCGUCCCCGUCCCCUCCCUCUCCUUUCCAAACCUCUGUUCCCACAGUUUGCUUGUCCUUCCAAAUCCAGGAGACAAGCCCUCCUUCCCUCCCCUCCCUCCCAAAUUCUGCGCCGGUGUGCACUAAACGCCCCCUCCUCCCACUCUCCACCAACCCCAGCGAUCUGCGCAUUGGCCUGGCCACGUUUUGCCGUGCCUUUCCGUUUCACCUCGUCCUGGGGCCUCGCAUGGAGCUACUGCAGCUCGGAGAAGGACUGAGGAAACAGGCUCGCAUUGAGCCGCACCGGUGCCACGCGUUCAGGGACUGUUUUGAGAUUGUCUCACCCAAGAUGGAGCCUUCGUUCAAGGGCAUCCUGCUGAGGCUUGCAUCCCCGUUUACCAUCCGCACCAGGCCUGACAUCACACAGUCUGGCACCAAGGAGAAGGUCAUGGAGUUGAAGGGUCAAAUGAUCCAUCUGCCCGAGUCCAGCUCCAUGAUCUUUCUGGGCUCGCCACGUGUCGACAAGUUGGAGGAGCUGAUGGGCAGGGGUCUCCACUUGUCAGAUAUCCCCAUCCAUGAUGCCACGCGAGAAGUUAUCCUGGUGGGGGAGCAGGCCAAGGCCCAGGAUGGCCUAAAGAAGAGGAUGGACAAACUGAAGGCCACGUUAGAGAAGACUCACCAGGCACUGGAGGAGGAAAAGAGGAGAACCGUGGAUCUCCUUUAUUCCAUAUUUCCGGGUGAUGUUGCACAGAAACUGUGGCAGGGUCAGCCGGUGCCAGCACGCAAAUUUGAUGAUGUGACCAUGCUGUUCUCAGACAUCGUGGGAUUUACUGCCGUGUGUGCCCAGUGUACACCUAUGCAGGUCAUCUCAAUGCUGAAUGAGCUUUACACACGCUUCGACUACCAGUGUGGCAUUCUGGAUGUUUAUAAGAUCGAGACAAUAGGCGAUGCCUACUGUGUGGCGGGAGGACUUCACAAGAAGGUGGACAGUCACGCCAAGCCGAUCGCACACAUGGCCCUGAAGAUGAUGGAGCUUUCUGAAGAAGUGCUGACUCCUGAUGGGAGACCUAUCAAGCUAAGGAUCGGGAUCCACACAGGUUCGGUUCUGGCAGGCGUGGUCGGGGUUAAAAUGCCACGUUACUGCCUGUUUGGGAACAACGUGACACUGGCCAGCAAGUUUGAAUCGGGGAGCCAUCCGAGAUGUAUCAAUGUCAGUCCCACAACUUAUCAGUUGCUGAAAGAUGACCGCUCCUUUUCAUUUGUCCCUCGCUCAAGGCUGGAGCUCCCAGAUAAUUUCCCCAAAGAAAUCCCGGGGACAUGUUACUUCCUGGAGGCGGGAACAUCUCACAGCCACGCCUCAUUGACCAGCUCUCGCUCUGCCCCCCCGGCCUCUAUGAGGAAAGUGUCCUACAGCAUUGGGACCAUGUUUCUAAGGGAAACAAGUCUGUAGGUCCCGUACACGGACUAGGAUACGCAGAUAUUCAUAAUGAGAGAGGCUGGAUUUGAACCUAUGGAACAUGCAGGGAACAGAUCACAGAGAAAAAAUGUGGAUAUGCAACAGAGUUCUCUGAAAACUUGUAUUCAGACCUGUGGGCUGGCCAAUAUGAAUGAACUUGUUGCGUCAUUGUAGGUGAAAAAAAACAACAUGUCCUCAUCUCACCUGAGCAGAGAGAUAUGGUUCAUAAAACUUGAGGAACAGCAGUUGAGUUAGUCUCACACGGACCCGUCCCUAAGGAAGUGUAGUGAUGGGGCGAUGAGCAGAGAAACCUUAAUAUAAAACACAGUGAUCUAACCAAGUUCCUAGUUCUCUUCCAAACAGCACCUUGACGUGGGUCAAGAGGCAACAAUUCUUGGAGGAAAAUCAUUACCACUGUUGCACACAUAAGCAAUGGAAUUGGGCAAACAGAACAUAUCCAAUUCCCAUUAACAAGGACGAGGCAGAAGAAUUAAGUUGUAUGAACUUUAGAGGAUGGCAAUAUUGUGCUUCAUGGCCUCUUGUGCAAGUUAAACCCCUGCUGAAGAACAAUACAACUCCCCUUUCAACUGUCCCUAAAUCAUGUCAUGCUUUACCAAACAUACUUCUAACAUCUGCUGCUCGUUACAUCCAUCUUCAAAAGACAUUUGGUGGGUGUGUGGGAGAGGACGGAUGAGAGGCACAGACAAGGAGAUAGGUUUGAAGAGGGGUCAUCAAAGGACAAAUGCCAAAUAACGCUACUGCUAAGCUGAUCUUAGAGCCUUUUAUGCUUCUAAUUCACAGGAAACUAUAACCAACAAUAAUACAGCCAUUUCAUUACAGGUAAUAUGUUUAGGACUGAAAAUUAUUCCCAGCUCAGUGCCUUUUUACUGCUCAAAUCAGAACAAACACAAGAUGGGUUAGUUUUAAAUAUUUGAAAAUAAAAUAAAACACAAGAGCGCUUCACUUAUCGAAUGUUUCUAUUUUUUUUAAAUGUCUUUUUCUUCGCUCUAGGCCACCAAAAGUUACAACUAGUAAGUUCUUUAAUUUGAGAGGGUAAUAAGUGACAAGAUAAAUCAAGCGCUUCUGAAAUAUUAAACAUAUUUAAAAUUCUAUCCAUCUUUGUUUUGUCCGGAUCAACCAAUAAUACACACAAUAUAGUACUAAUAAUAUAGUACUAUACUAACUUGUACACAUAGUCGAAGUAUGCAUGCUUGACACGGUUCACAUUGACAUACGUAAUAUUUUUUAAUUGCAUUGUUUUUUUUACCACAUUUAUAUAAAAGUAUACACUAACCCAAUGCAAAUGUAACCAACAGGAUUCAAAUUUAAGUCUACUAGUUUGCUGGUAGACUGAGUAUAAUUGACUCAGUGGAAAUCUCAGGCCUUCCAAAUACUUCUGCGUAGCUUAGUAACCCAGACAUGGGAAAACAAGUUUUGAGCAAGAGAAGCUUCAUUAUCUGUCGUAAAGUGAGAAGACAAGGGUCGAAGUUGGAUAGUCUUUGAAUAUUUGACAGGCUUGUCACAUUUGAAAACCUACUUCAUGUAAUUAACAUUACAUUCCUGCCACCGUUCUGGUUGUUGACAUCACAUACAUGUGACAUCAGUGGAGUACAAAACAUACAUUUUAUAUCAAUUAAAGGUGUUGCCGAGUUGGCCCUCAGAGAAGAUAAUUGUAUUUAGUCUCAUGAAAUAUUAUGUUUUUAUGUUGAUAGAAAUGUGUUCUAUAACCAAACAAAGUACUUAGAUAUGUGUUAACAUCACAUCCCACUUUCAGGCUAUUAUAAAUGAAAAAGAAAGAUUUGAAAUCUAGAUUGUUUCAACUUAAAGUACUAAUACCUGUGCGUGCUUACCCUACUUGGUGUCAAAUAAAAAUGUUUUCUUAAUUGUACAACAGCAUCACAAUAAGGCUUACUUUACUGAUAAAACAACCUACAUGUAAUAACUCAACUGUUAAUAGCUGCUCUUCUAAAGACAUCGUUUGACAAUGGAAAACUCCAGCACAGGGUUUAUUUAUCUUUUCAAUCACAAACCUUCACCAGGAAUGGAAAGAGACUGGCAAGUUUUAAUUUCAUUGCAUCUGACACAGUUGAUGUAUCUUUAAAACUUUAAACUUGAAAUGUGCCAAUUUAAUUCUGAGAAAACACCAGCACAGGCUUAUCAAAGUAAAGGAUUUGGUUCCUGCUGUCAGUUCAAUCAGGAGAGAUGGUUUUGAUGUAAGAAUACAUAUGUAUUGCCAGGAAUACACAAAUUAAUGUAAUGGAGUUUUGGCGAUUAGGCCCCGUUGUGCAGGAGUAUCAUUCGGGAGGGGAGAACCGAUCCGAUGAAACCCCCCUGGGGUCUAGACACUGGCGGUGGUGAAUUGAUAGUUGGGUUCGAUCUGAAGGGGAGUGGCUUAGCUUGACCCUGGAUUCGAGGGACAGGAGUGGCUGAGAUGGACACCAGCAUAACAAAGCAAUGUGCCAUAUAUGAAUAAAUGAUGGGAGGGGAAGCUAAAAAAGAAAAAGAAAAGCACUAAUUUUCACCUGCCAGUGUUUGAAUCAGAUCGUUUUUGAAAUGUUGGUAAUUAUUGUCAUAAAUAUUUCCAACAUCAUUCCUCUGACAGCCGUAGCAUUAGUUAGCUUGGAACGCUUGCACAUUUACAAAAUGUAUGACCUAUUUUUUCAAUUGUUUCCUGUUCCUUUAAGUGUUCUAUGCAGUAUAUAAUUAAUAGUGGAUUAGCCAACACUGUCAACUAAGCAUACAUUCACUCAGUUGAAGACUUGGGGGCAUAGUUUUAUCUUAAAGAAUCUGUAACACAAUCAAAUGAUGUGUAUUAACUCAGAAAUAAUGCCAAGUGGCAACUAAACUAAGCUAGCAUAUCAUUUUUUUGCUACACUUUGAAAGCGGCAUAUAUGUUAUUCAAUUUAUAUUGCUUUGUGGCAACAGAGCCAAUACAGUUCCUGAGACUAUUGAUGAACAUUAAUAUCUGUUUGGGUGAUAUUAUAGAAAACCAUAAUCUGCAACACCUACCUCGACAUCAGGGAAACACACUUCAUGUAGGCCCAAUCUGUAGGGAUACUUCAGUGGCUAAGACACAACAUGUAUCCUCAUGGUAAUGUUUACUUUCCUGCCUAUGACAAGUUAAAUACUGUAGGUAUAUUAUUAUUGCCAAAUACACCAGAGAAUAGUCCAUGUGGGAAGUUCCCCAUGUCUUUAAGUCCUGGGAAUGUGAAUACUGCUAAGCCUUACUUUUGAACUGAUAGUAUAAGAUAAUAAUUUAGGAGGUUAAAUGGACCGUUUUAUGGAAGUCUUCUUAGCUCUAUUUUAGUUUGAUCAAAACACCGAUGUUCCAUAUGGAAACAUGAACACAUAAGCGCUCCCUUGUGUAUGCACUUAUUAGAGUGGGACAUAUUGGGAACACAAGACAAGCAACAAUCUGAUGUUACACAUGGAGGAAGACGUAUAUAAAUGCAGCCUCACAAUGAUGUGUUAGUUCACAAUAUAUACGGUAGAGCUCCAGGAAUGAGUAAAACAAUAUGGAAAUUAUUUAGCAUUUUUUCGCUUACGGUCCCCUUGCCUAAAAUUCCACGGGUGUUUAGGUAAGAUGCCUUAUAUAAGGCCUUUGCUUUGUUCUACAACAUGGAAUUAGUCAGGCAAUACCCCACACGUGAAUUUUCUAUCUUUUUACGUUUCUUAGAAAGGCAGUUUCUAACAAAUGGCCAAAUAGGACAACUCUAAGUCAUUGCGCUGAACAGUUGUCUGCCCAGAGCUAAAUAAAGUAAUGCAGCCGUGGUGUAGUUCGUUUAUAGUGUGUUUUAACCUCGGGUAAAGAUUAAAAAAUAUGGAACACCUGCAGCAUUGGAUAUAUUAAAGAAAGUCAUAUUAAUGCUACAUACAACAUUCAGUGCAUAGACAUUCAUAAAGCAAUGAAUAAAGCAACAUAAAACAGAAUGUCCUUAGGGUCCCCAUAAGGUAGCUGAACCACUCUUAAGUGUAUUUGACAGUUGUGUUAAUGAGCCUGGGGUGAAGUUUUUCUAGGCGUUCACAUUAUAGAGAUGCUCUCUGACUGCCAUCCUAGCGAUAUUCUACAGCGCAUACAUGCAUAGAUGUAUACUUAAUAAAUCUAUUGUAGCAUAAAUGUGGUGUUAUUUACACUCAACUUCAUCAGUGCUUAAAUUCUUCACGGAGGCUAUUUAAAGGACAUUAGAACAGCGUUACACCCACGCAACUUGUGUCCAACGCUCAUGUGUCCAAGUCUGUAAAUUCUCAGCAUAAUAGUCAACGUUUGGUCACAUCUUACAAUACUUGCUGUUAUAAUGGGGAUGGUUUGCAGGUACUGGUUCUCUAUAUUGUUAUUGUCACUAAUAGUCCAUUACACUGCAUUGCAUACUGUAGGUCACUUACUCAUACACAGGGGAACAUUACAGUUACAGUGGCAAUUCAACUGAGCUAUGCUGGAAUAUUUGUGUCAAACAAUGAACAUGAACAAAUGUUGUCAUGAGCCUGAGGUAAGUGCGGGGGGGUCCAGUGUCCAGUGAGACAAAGCCAAAUACAUCCGUAACUCAAGCAACUGUUGUGUGUGUGCUUUGCUGUGUGAGUCUGUGUGAGUCUGUGUGCGUGUGUGUGUCAAAUCAUAUAAGAAUAUAAUGAGUGCGCAGAUAAUAAUUUGUUAAUAAAGGCCUAUUGUACCUGUAACAAAUCUGUACAAUUAAGAUCUAUUUAAUAUAUAAAAUUGAGAAAUGGAAUUUGUAAUACAAUUAUAUUGCAGAUUUCUUUUGUAUAAUUCACAAAACAUGAUUUUCACAUUUUCCACUGCUUUGUUGUGUGUUUUCUAUAUCAGAUGCUUUAUGUCAGUAUAUGUGCCAUCGAAAGCCAGGCUGGUUUUCCCAACAUGCAACAUAACCUUUCCAUCCUUAAGUAAUCCUUAUGUUCUCAAGAAUCGUGAACAAAAUUGUUUAUUUUUCCAUUUACAAUAUUGUCGUUUUUUCUCCCACAUAUUUUGAUUGGUUUUCUUAAUGAUGGACACUUUUCCUUCAACUGAAUGAGAAUGUCUUUAUUGAAAGAUAAAGUUGCUUAACAUAGGAUUUUUGUCAGGACAAUGUCAUAAACUGUCUUGUUGCCAAGAUUAUCUUUCCCCCGACUGACUUGCAGGACAAAUGGUCUAAGCUGAUGAGGAACUGGUUCAUAUAUUUGUUUAACUAUAAUAAACCUUGGAUUAAAAGCAGAAACAAACAUGGUGGAUGCUUAUCAUCCAUGUCCAGGGUCCAAAAAAAGAAUCCAGCCAUUGUAAAGGAUGCAUAGUACUCCACUCAUCAAUCUCACAUGAGAAUAGUAGCUUCCAUAACAUUUGUACGCCAGCUCACUUUGAAACUAAAUAAAUAUUUGUGACAUUUAACAAUUUAACAGAGUGUAACUUAGGGAACCACUGGGUAAUGUCACGUGUCCGAAAUCUGGUCAGUGUUUUGUACUUUGUCAUGUUGUAAACAUACAGAGCUGACCCUGGACAUGAACCCUGUUUGUUUGUUAUUGGAAUCAGGUGUGUGUGUGUGUGUGUAGAAGAGGCUUGAUGACAUUAAGGGCACAUCUUCUGUCUAAUAUGAUGUAAAUAAAAAACACCAAGUAUCUUUAAUAAGG
Trematomus bernacchii (emerald rockcod) is the source of this 8844-nucleotide messenger RNA. RefSeq names its product guanylate cyclase 1, soluble, alpha 2 (gene gucy1a2). Gene Ontology annotation, biological process: response to oxygen levels; cGMP biosynthetic process. Gene Ontology annotation, molecular function: guanylate cyclase activity; heme binding. The transcript has 9 exons. Bases 790 to 3225 code for a protein of 811 amino acids. Lineage: Eukaryota; Metazoa; Chordata; Actinopteri; Perciformes; Nototheniidae. The record is from RefSeq and is a predicted model, not a curated record. Gene Ontology annotation, cellular component: guanylate cyclase complex, soluble.